AUCGGCCGUUUUACAUCCAAAGGUCUAAUUAAGUCUGGUAUUGUCAAGUCAAGUCUGAGCAAUUAAAUCACUUUACAAGUCGCGACGUCGUCCCACACAGUUCGUCUUGUCGUUAUAGGCCAGUCGUUGGGUGUCGUUCAUUGGAAAUAGUUUAAAUUUAGAAUUCCCGUCAGCCAUACUUGGACCAAAUGCUUUCAGUGCGUUUUCGGUGCGGACUUUAACAGUAGUGUUUUGUUUUUUGGUGUUCGCUGUUUUAUAUUGUUUGUGGACAUUCUUUGUGCUACCGACUAUACAAUCAACGUGAGACCGCGCUAUUUUCCUCAACGGGAACAAAGAGUUUGGUCAAUUAAUUUAGUGUUCCGCCAGCCUGUUGAUCGGGCCACGUGAGUGCAUACGUGAUGCGAGGCGAGCGUUCGUUCGCGGUAAAAAUCGAAUGCAAAAAUGAUUAAAAGGAACGGUGAUAAUGUAUUUGCGAUCGCAAGCAACAGCCCGUGUGCGGUGCGGAGCGCUGUCUCGCUCUGUCCGGGAGGCGGCGCGGCCACGAGGAUACCGCGCGCGACAGCGGCCAGGAUGACGCCGCCCGACGCGCACCACACCAAGGAAGCGAAUAUUGUUGCUGCAACUUACGUUGAAAAGUGGAAAAACCGAUAUGAAGAAUCCGAAAGAAAACACAAAUCCAGCCUACUCAAAUCCGAAAAAGCCAAACGCGAGCAUGAAGAUCUCCAACGCCGCUUCAACCUGCUCUCAGACGAGCGCGCCCGCCUCGCGGGUUCACUCGCGGAGCGGGAGCGGGAGCUCUCAGCACUACGAGACGUGUCGGAGAAGCUGUUCCAAGAAUACCAGCAGCUGCAGAACCAGAGGGAGGUGGAUGAGCAGGUUAUGCAAAAGGUAAUGCAACAAGCUGGCGAAUGGUACAAGCAAAACAAGCAACUGAAACGGCGGAGCCAGGCCAUCUUGCAUGCUCUGCCUGCGCAUGCCGAAAUCGACUUCACAGACUCCAAUUCCACCGCUUCAGACUCCAGCAGCAAUGAAGAGGUGGAGUUCCUAAAGCAGACCGUCUCUGAUCUCAGCAAGCAAGUGGCCUCCCUCCAAGCAGAACUAAGCGCGGCUCGACUCCAGGAGUUCGAGGCCCAUGAGUCCACCGCUGCUCUAGCCCAGGAGCUAGACGCCGAGAAAGAGAAGACAGCAGCACAAGAGAAAGAGCUAGAAGAACUGAAGAGCCAGAUCGAGCGGCACCACAGAGUCUCCAAACUGUUGAUGGAAGAAGUGACAGCACUCAAAGAUCAUGCUGAUAAAGACAGAGAAAUGGCUGAAACAUACAAAUCGGAAGCCCGCGACGCUAAGAAGCGCGUGAAAGUCCUCACGCACCAGAGCACCCUGCUGCUGGGCGAGCUGGAGCUGGACGAGAGGCUGAACAUGCUGCUCGGAGAAGUGGACAGUUUGCGGGACGCGUUGGAACAACAAGCGGGCCGGCAUCGCGACCAGAUCGAAGACUUACAGUUAAAACUAGCAGAAAAACACGAGGACACGGACAUUCUUCUAUGGGAAGAGAAGAUCAAACUAGCAGAAGACGACGCACGAAAAGCCAUAGAACGAGCAGAAAUAGCAGAAAGGAAACUUGCAGAAGAACGGAAUACAGUACAACAGAAACUUGCAGAAGAGCGGAAUACAGUAGAACAGAAAUUAGGAAAAGAAAGGAAUAUAGUAGAACAAAAGCUUGCAGAAGAACGGAAGGUAGUGGAACAUAAAUUAGAAGAACAGAAUGGGAAGAAGUUCGAUGAUCAAGUAGUAGAAGAUAGAAGGGAAGUGAAAAUUUCGCCACCGAAGAAGGGUAGUCUAAUGUCGAGGAUUAGUUACUUUGAAGGGGGACCUAAAAAAGAAGAUAGGAGAGAAGAGGUGGUUGCACCUCUACCACCGCCUCCCUCUCUUCCCGCUGUCCCGGCAUCUCCCACACCUUCCCCACCCCCCGCGCCCGUUUUCUCCCCUCCACCCCCUCCCACCAUCCCACCUCCCACAGCAUUACCACCCCCACCCCCACCCCCACCACCCCCACCGCCGCCAGCCCCAGCAGUAUUCCUACCGUCAGGGGGAGGUGAUAUGGCGCAUAUGUUGGCCAGUAAGCAAGCUAACUUGAAGAAGAGCGUGCAGAAUGGAGGUGAUCCAGCGAUAGACUCGAUCGUGGACCAGAUCAAAGGCGGCAACUUCACCCUGCGGCGCCGCGACCAAAACUUCCUCGAGAAGAAACCCAAGCAGGAACAACCGGAGGCCGUCAAAGAAAUGCUCGCUAUACUGGGCACGCUGAGGAAGAGGAGAGCAGCUCAUAGACCGAGUUUAGUAGGUGUUGGAGAACAGGCGUGACCAGUAUGAAAGAGGAGAUUAAGAGGAACCCUAAUUUAGCUCCCACCAUUGACUAGUGUUCCGGUGACCACGGCUUGUCAAUUAUUAAAGUUACAUAAUUAUUUAUAUGUAAGUACCUACAUUAUUUACUUUUAAUGUAUUCGUCACAAUCUCAACUAGGAUACUAAAUUGUUAUUUAUAACUCUUUCACCGCAGACGAAUUUCACAGCGUUUUACACGCUAUGUUGAGUUAAAUGGGAUUUUCGUGUUUUAUUUUGGGUAGGUAUUUUAAUAUACUGCCACAUAAGAUGUUGCCAUUAAAAUUCAUAUUUAUUCCAAUAAGACAUGUCAUUUUUUGUAUUUUAUAUCGAAUAGUGUAAAUUGUAAAGACAUUUUUGAUAAAAUUUAUGCAUUUAGCCAAUUUUAGGCUGUUUUAAACAUUCUGAACGCUAUUGCUUCGCCAAUAACGCUCAAUUUAGAUUGCAUUUUAUAUCUGCUUUUAUUAUUUUAAAAGUAGAAUUUAGAUUGAAAUUAAAUUACUGCCAACAUUUUUGUUGGACGUUUUACUAUUUAUGACACUAUUUAAUUAUACAAAUAUUUAGGCUCAUAUUAUUCAUAAAUAAAAAAUAAUUCCAAAAAUUUUACGUUUAUCUGUCGAAAUAAUAUUUUCAUAUUUUUAUGUAUUUUCUACACAUUGACAUAUCAUUUUAAAAAUCAGAAUAUAUCGGAGUUUCUAUUUAUAUAAAUACUUUUUUUUAUAAAAUACUUUUUGAUUGGUAUAUACAUAAAUGAGACUUAACUAUUAAAUAAGUGAUAUUGAUCUGAAUACUCUAUAGAUCAUUAGUUGUUAUUGUUAAGUAUAUGUUAAUUAUAAGCAUAAUUACGUUGUAAAUUAAAUAUUAUAGUGAUAGGAACUUAUUACUAACAAGUCAAGAAAAAUCAUAACAAUUAUCUGUCGGAAAAUUUUCAAAAUUACGAAAUUUCCACAUUGAAAAAUUUCAUAACCUUAUUUUUCGAAAUUUUUCGUUUGUAAAAUGAAAUUUCUUUGAAACUUUUAAAUUAAGGAUAUAGUAGCGUAAUUUUUGGUUAUAAUAUAUUGACUUGUUAGCAAUAAUGUUUUAAAAAAUCCAAUUAUUUAAGCAACCAGACGAAUUGACAUGUUUCAUAUUCUUAUUUUUAUGCCAGUAGAUAAGAAAAUAUUUCUAAAUUUUUUGACAUGUUUACUAAAACACAAGUUACCUUCGGUGCCAUUUCUGUCAUAUUAAAAUAAGACAAAGUAUUAUUAUUUAAGCUCUGUUUUUAUAUUUCACAUACUAAAAUGAUGGUUUAAUUAACCAAUUUGCAUUAAAAAGACAGAUUUGUUCGAUAAAUUAAACUGGUAUUUUAGUAUCUAGGAUAAAAAAACAAGGUUUAUGUGUUAAGAGUAUUUUUGAACUUUUAUUGAAAUAAACGAUGUAUCGAUAAA
Messenger RNA from Cydia strobilella, 3802 nucleotides. RefSeq names its product shootin-1-like. The record is from RefSeq and is a predicted model, not a curated record. Gene Ontology annotation, biological process: positive regulation of neuron migration; neuron projection morphogenesis. Lineage: Eukaryota; Metazoa; Arthropoda; Insecta; Lepidoptera; Tortricidae. Bases 442 to 2358 code for a protein of 638 amino acids. Gene Ontology annotation, cellular component: axonal growth cone; cell leading edge; cytoplasm. The transcript has 11 exons.